Phaeoacremonium minimum UCRPA7 is the source of this 750-nucleotide messenger RNA. Its product is annotated as putative ribosomal rna methyltransferase mrm2 protein. Bases 1 to 750 code for a protein of 249 amino acids. The record is from RefSeq and is a predicted model, not a curated record. Gene Ontology annotation, cellular component: mitochondrion. Lineage: Eukaryota; Fungi; Ascomycota; Sordariomycetes; Togniniales; Togniniaceae. Gene Ontology annotation, biological process: RNA methylation. The transcript is spliced from 4 exons. Gene Ontology annotation, molecular function: rRNA (uridine-2'-O-ribose)-methyltransferase activity.
AUGCAGGGAUACGCGCCGGGGAGCUGGUCACAAGUCGCCGUCGAGCGCACCAAGCCCAGCGGCCGUGUCGUCGGCAUCGACAUCUUGCCUGCACAGCCGCCCAAGGGCGUGGCCACCAUCCAGGGCAAUUUUCUCUCCCCUGGCGUGCAGGCGCUCGUGAAGCACUUCCUCGCGGAGCAGGCGCGCCGCCCGAGCAAGACGGUCACGGCACCAACAGCAACUUCUCACGCGCAAGCAGAGCCAAGUGUAAUAACAGUACCUGAAGGCGAGGAGGCCGAGGGUAAUGUCGUUGUUGAUCGACCGAGCUACAUCGACCUCGAACGGGAGGCCAGCCACGAAGCUGAGGCUCCUGGCAGUGAGGAGGAUAGCAGACGAUUGGUGGAUAUAGUCAUCAGCGACAUGUCAGAACCCUGGCCCCAGACGGCCGGCUUCUCUAGUAACACGUUAAGUAACCCUUAUAUCAGGAUGAUGAACACGAGCGGGAUCGCUUUCAAGGACCACGCCGGCAGCAUGGACCUGUGCGAGGCCGCACUCCAGUUUGCGAGCGAUACCCUGCGGUCCGGCGGUCACUUCCUGUGCAAGUUUUAUCAAGGCGCCGAGGACAAGCUGCUGGAGAAUAAGCUCAAGAAAAUGUUCGCGAAGGUACAUCGGGAGAAACCCGAGUCCUCUCGAAGCGAGUCGAAGGAGGCGUAUUUCGUCGCUCUAAGGCGAAAAGGCAACGUUGUCCUUGAAGAUAUACAGGAACCGUGA